Corythoichthys intestinalis (scribbled pipefish) is the source of this 5434-nucleotide messenger RNA. RefSeq lists its product as uncharacterized. The record is from RefSeq and is a predicted model, not a curated record. Bases 124 to 5157 code for a protein of 1677 amino acids. NCBI's taxonomy places the organism in Eukaryota, Metazoa, Chordata, Actinopteri, Syngnathiformes, Syngnathidae. The transcript is spliced from 32 exons.
GUCAGGCAGACUAACCGCUGGCACACUUGUUCCCUUUUCUUCCUGUCAAUGAACACUUUUGGGCAAGUGUGGAGCCACAACUAGCAGCUUGUUACUUUAUUUGUAAGAUAUCUUGUUGCAACCAUGCUGGGAGGAUGUUGUUAUAAUCUCUUAAGGUGUCUUUGGUGGCUGUUUGUUCCGUUUAUCCUGCAUCCUCUUUAUGGGAGCAAUAUAAGCCAAUUUGUCCUAGAGAGGCCAACCUGUCAACCAGGUUUUUACUGCGUGCAAGGUAAUGACAGUCCAAUCCCCUGUCCAAGGGGAACUUAUGGGCCUGCUGCAGAGAGUAUGUCCAUGGAGAGCUGUCUAAAGUGUCCUCCUAACCAUUACUGCCCCAGACCAGGUCUGACAGCAGCAUUGCCAUGUGGGCCUGUGGCUCAGCAGCCUCAAUCUGGCCAGGAUACUUGCAUCUGCCCGGGUGAGGGACAAAACUUCCAGAGGAGCGACGGGCAAUGCCAAUGUACCCUGGACUAUCAACCGGCCAACAGUGAAGAUGUGUGCAUACACAAAGCGUACAGCAUUUGCAGGAAUGGAAAAACACGCACUCAGCAUGGAGACUGUCUGUACCGACAUGAGUGGUCACUUCAUUGCAGGACACAGGUGUGUCCUUCUGCAGGUGAAAAUGAGGGUUAUGACAAAGAGCUUGGCCUCUGUGUGUGCACAGAGCCUCCUGGGAGGGCUGCGUGUGGGGGCCUAUGUCGGAAAAAGCCUGCAACUGAACUGAAGCUCAUGUGCGGGUCCAGUGGAGAACUGGAGAUGACAUUGAGUUCUGGGAAUCAAGUGUCGGGCAUUUCUGGCACCAUUUUGGAGAUGCUUUUUAAGCAGUGGGACAAUCACGGGAGCCUCCAGUGCCACAGUGAUCUCACCCUCUCACGUCCCGUCUACAUUGUUCAAACAAGUGAAGCAGGCUUUCUUGGCCUCCUUGAUGGUGCCAUCCCCGAGGAACUUCAACAGUUUUCGGAACUCACGCAGCUCUGGGAUGCUCUGAGCCCCCAUGAUGCUUCUGCCGUUCAGUGGGACACGCAGAUAAUGGAAAAUAUCAGCAGUGGUGGUGGAAGCAUACAUAGGAGUAAGAAAGGUGAAUCAAAGGAAAGCGCCACCGGAAUUCUCAACCCGACAACAUGUCUCCACCUUGGAGAUGUUAUACUGUUCACUGUCAGCACCCGUCACUAUCCUCAGUAUGAUAUUGACAACCUAUACAACACGAAUAGUGAUUUUGACUGGGGUGCAUUAAGAAAACUAAAAGAGGAGAUGACUUUAUCUUGGACACCUCCGAGCUUCUUUUCAAUUGUCUUUGACCAGUCUGGAAUCUAUGUUUUUAAACUGAGCAGCCACCACCAUAAAUGCAUUUAUCUGCGAGUGAUGCCUAUGGGUGGACAGUGUUAUGAGCGAGGUCCCUUCUUCUCUACUAUUCCACGUCACAUGACCAGAAUGGGCAUCAGGAGGAGGAGAAACCUUUUACUCCGCCCCGACUGGCUAGUGACGGGAGGACUUCUGUUUGGAGCUGUGCUCAUCUUGUGUUUAUGCGUAACACUUUUGAUCCUUUUCCACGAGUAUGGGUGGCCAGAGAAGAAGCCAAUCAGAGCACAGUAUCACUUGGGUCAGAUGGCCUACCACAUGGAGGAUUAUGCAUCGAAGGGUUCAAGGGUACUCUCACAAAUGAAGAUUCACAGGAAACAACAAGCCACAAUUACGCUGAGUUCUAUUCAACCUGAGCCGUUGGAGGAGUUCUGGGAUUACGAACACCAGGUGGAUUUAGAGGCCUUCAGCAGCAACACUUUCUACAACCUGCUGCUCAAACACAGUGUGUCGGUCACUGCACGGUUGGGCCAGCUCAGCAGCGAGGUCAAAGAACUUUAUCAGGGCGUUUGUGAAAAACUACGGCUGCUUCACUAUUUCUCAGUGGAUGAAGAGAGCACAGGGGAUAUUCAUGACAAGCUGAGGCGAGAAGUGGAGAAGGAGGUGGUCCGCAGGAGGUCUUUGGCUGCAAACAUAAGGACGCUGCUCCAGAGUCAGCUUCAGGUUCUGGGGCGAGAACAGCAGGCGCAGCAGAAGCUCCACAGUGUGUUCACAGCUCAUGUGCGAGAAUGCACCAGAAUAAUGAGCAGGGUUCACCAGACAACUUAUGGACAGUGUCAUCAAAAUUUGAGCCAGCGGUUGACGUCCCUGGUAGGUGAGAUGGGAGGACUUGUAUCAGCAGAAUGCCAGCGUCAGGGAGCUUGGGGCCUUUUGGGUCAAGGCAUCGGGGGCCAACUGCUCUGUCCAGGUUCAUGCACUGUGAUGAGCAAAAACAGCAUCUUUGGUUCUGAUGGAUCCCUUCGAGACUGUUCCCCAGCUCAUUAUGAUGAAGUCACAGGUCUCAUAAUGCCAAAUGCUAACAGCCACAUGUUGCUAGGCAGUGGUCAGACUAUGGCGGUUCCUUCCGAUUUCUUCCUACAUCCACAGACAGGCCGUGUACUUCCAAUAGCUGGGAAUGUUGCCUAUGACCCUGAAAGCUCCACGUUGGUGUUCACGACCGACUUGUGUGCAGGAGACAACACAAAGUGGGAAAGUCCUCUUAUUCCUUUCAUUCCAUACCCAACCUCCUGCCACUCAAACCAACCUCUGCCCAGCAUGCGGCUCAGAGGACUCCGACCGGGUCAAAAACUGCAGCUGGGCGCUCCCAUGGCAGACGCGGACACUGGGGUUCCGGUGCCUAUUUUAGCUGUUACCAUCCACCCGCAAACUGGGCUGGUGUACCCACUGGGAAAGACGCACAUGUGCCUAAUAACUCGUUUGCAGCAACCAAUCCAGAUUGGCCAUCCAAUGCUGGAUUCGCGGACAGGAAACGUUGUCCUGACUGUUGGGAUCAGUCUAGAUCCAGUGACAGGGGUUGUAGUGCCAGUAGGGGGUGUCCUAUUGGGUGAGCCCUUUAUGGAGCCUUUGAGCGGGCGUAUGGCAAGAGUGGGAGGUAUGAGCGUCCGAGCCGGCCAGCUGGUGCCACAUGCAGGGGGAUACCAGACUCUUUUGGAUAGCAAGGUUCUAACGGUCAUGUUCAAAAUUGUGGAGCUCCUGAGGCCCCUGAGUGAGGAGUGGGAGUCAGAAGCGACAUUGCAGGGAAGUGACCGAGGGCGUCGCUGGCAAGAUCAAAUUAGCGAAGCGACCGAGGAGCUUCAUCAGCACUGGAGAAGGAGUCAGAAUUGCCAACUGCAGCUCCAGAACAGGCUGGAAGUCCUGAUGGAUACCAUGGUCGGUCUUCAUCUGGAUGGAGGGUCCAUGGGAGAGAUGGCUCUUUCAGGCUCGGACACAACAUUACCCGCCUUGCUCGGCAUGGAGUUCCCUGACCCAAUGGGAUCUGGUCUCAGCGUGCCUGUGUUGGGUUGGCGGGCUGACCCUGUCUCAGGAAGAAUAUUAGGGCUCGCAGGGACCACGGAAGACCCAGACGGCAAUGGUCUGGUGGCAAUCCGUUAUGGCUUACUGGCUGUUGACCCUGUAACUGCCAUGUUGGCGCCAGUGGUCGGCGCCAGGCUGGAUGUCCUCACCAACACAGUUGUACCUGUCACAGCCUCCUACUGGCUGGCCAUGGCAGAUCAAACAGACAGCAUGCAGGUGGAAGCCCUGGAGCGAGAGGUGUGUGGGCGGAACACUUACUGGCAGCAACAGAGGCAACGGGAAGAGGAUAUAUUCUCUGACUUAGACACAAAUUUAUUCCGGUGUAUCCUCAUGGGGAUGGAAGCUGACUGCUAUCAGGAGGUCCAGUGGUCUAGUAGGACACUGAGGGAAGCAGCUGCAGAGAUGCAUGAUUUAGCUCAGGCUGAGGCCCAGAGGAGAGCUGGACAACAUGCAAUCUUGGCUCUGAGCCUUCCACUGCAUGUUUUGAAUAUCCUGACCCUAAUCGAUGAAGAAGAAUGGGAUCAGCAUUGCAUUUGGCACACUGAGGUAGUGUCGAGCCUCGACAUGAUGGAUGUGUGCAUGGAGCAGUUGCGACAAGACCAGGAAAAAUGGAGCACGCAAAAAGGAGAAGAUUGGACAGCAAACGUCCAUGUCAUGGACAGAGAGCCCAGACUGGUAGAAAUGUGGGAGAAAUGUUCUUCCAGACUAUCAAAUUUGGAUGUUGCGCUCAUUAAGCUGCAUUUUAGUCGACACCUUUCUGAGUUGCGAGGUGACAUGGCUCAGGCAGUCUUGAGAGGGAACGUCUGGUACAAGGAAUAUGGCUUGAUCCGGUUCUGUCAGCGCAGACCGACUGGGAAUGUAGUGAGUUCGCUCCAACGUAAGAUUUUAUCUCUGCUGGAGAAAAUUGACCGACGAUUUGAGGGUCAGGAACAGCAAACUGCUCUCCCCUCUAACACCAGUCAUCAGCACACUUUUCCGACGGACCUGCAGAGACAUAAAGUGUGCGCUCCCUCAAAUCACAUUGCGGUCCCGACAAUUCCAGAGGAAGAGUGGACAAAGCUGCUGGAAAUCUCUCCUCUAUUCCAGAUCCUGAAAGGAGUGGAGGUCAAACUAAAAGACAAAAGUGGCAUCAAAUUUGUAGAUGUCCUGGAAUGUCAGUGGGAAUGUGAGGGAGAGUUGAUUCCGUUGAACCCGUCUGGCCUCAGCCACAGAGAAUUUCUGGUGUACCAGCAUGGACUUUUUCUCAUCCACACCUUACAUGCUCUGCGACUGACUCCAGCUGUUUCUCUCCAAAUAGCUGCAAGCCUUCCACAUAACAAUUACCACAAUAAUGCCUUCAAAAAUUCCUUUUUUUAUCAGGAAGCUGAUGAGACACUUUUUGUCCGGCGCCAGAGGCUCCAGUCUGUUGGAGGCUUUUCCCUAUUGCUCCUGCACUGUUUAUCUCAUGUUGCAACCAAGGAAAUGAGCAACGAUUCCUCCCCAGCAUUUGAGAGACAUUUCUGUAAGGUAAUGCAGGAAUCUCUUGGGGAGCUAUUUCGGACCAGACUGGGCUUUGAGUCCUCAGCACAAGAAGAUUAUACAAUCAGCUGUGGGGACCCCUCUUGUCAUCUACCGGAGCCAAGUGUGGUACAACAUGACAUCAAGGAUCAUGGGAGGGAGCAUAGAGAAACUUCUCUUGAAACCCAGCUUGAUGGAGUUUUAAGAAAAAGAACUUCAGCAACGAAAGGAGGUCAUACCCACCCUUUAUAGGAAGAGGAACUGUGUUGUAUAACUUCAUUACAACCACAAGAUUUUAUGAACAGUAUGUUUAGACAUUAAACCUUUAGAGGCAUUCUUUAGGCUGCAAUCCUAAAAAUGUAAAUCACGAAUCUGCACAAUGACUUAUAGCAAAUUGAUUUGGCGCUUUUUGUUGUUGUUUGUUUUUCUUAAAGGUACUCAAAAAAAAUAACAAAAACAAAAAUUAAUCAAAGAAAAAACUGUUUUGCAAGUUCAUAACUGGUAUUUAUAAGAUUUUUUUGUUUGUAAA